Molecule: messenger RNA, 1469 nt
Organism: Gamsiella multidivaricata
Lineage: Eukaryota; Fungi; Mortierellomycota; Mortierellomycetes; Mortierellales; Mortierellaceae
Product: P-loop containing nucleoside triphosphate hydrolase protein
Exons: 2
Coding region: 167-1315 (382 amino acids)
Biological process (GO): double-strand break repair via homologous recombination
Cellular component (GO): chromosome; nucleus; cytoplasm
Molecular function (GO): four-way junction helicase activity; 3'-5' DNA helicase activity; nucleic acid binding
Source: RefSeq, a predicted model, not a curated record
AAAAAAAAAAAAAAAAAAAAAAAGAAUGCAUGCAUGCUCUCCCACAGUCCAUCUAUUCUUUUAACACACACGCUCCACUUCUUUCUCAUCUCUUCUCUCCUUUCUUUAUACUCCCACCUUUCCGCCAUUGCAUCUUCAACUGCAACAGUCUCUUACUUCAGGCUCCAUGGCGGCGCACCGCAAGAGGCAGCUUCCAGAAGACACCGCUCAAAUCUGUCAGGCGGCUUUCGGGUAUCGUCCAAGGGCAGAGCAAAUACAAGUGGUGGAAAUGUUAGGGCGGAUGAAAGACUGCAUUUUGAUUGCAGGCACUGGAUGGGGAAAAACACUGGUUUACUUUCUGCCUUUGCUCAUUUGGCCGAACGACAUCAUUCUCAUUGUCAGCCCACUCAAAGUUUUAAGCGACGAGCAACACUCAAAGCUUGUUGCGCUUGGCAUUCCCAGCAUCAAUAUCAAGCAAGAAACGCGUACCAAUAUCGCAGAUUUGGCAUCAGGAAAAUAUCGAGCCGUGUUUACUUCUCCAGAGAUUAUCUUCAAGAGCUCACGACUAUCAGCGUUAUGGCAGGACAAAGGAUGGAGAAGUCGUUUGCGCAAUAUCGUCGUCGAUGAAGCUCACUGCGUCGGAACUUGGGGCAUGGAUUUUCGACAGGCUUACAGUCAGCUUGGCCGAUUGCGCGCUAUGGCUCAUCCUGACGUCUCGUUCCUUGCAGUAUCUGCCACCUUGCCGCCCGCGCUUCUUACCACGCUUACCAGUUCCAUGCUGUUCAAAAACGCUACCGUCGUCAAUGUAGGCAACGAUAGGAUCAACAUUAAAUACACUGUUAGCAUCAUGAAGCAUGGACGUUCCACUUUUCACGACCUUUUUUUUCUGAAGGAUAAGGUCAAGACGAUUGUUUACUUUCAGACUCUCAUGGAAGUCGAGUCAGCCGCGGUUUACGUCAAGGCGCUAGUGGGAGUCAAUAGCGUGGCAAUCUUUCAUGCGGCCAAGUCAGAGCUGUAUAAGCGCAACAAGAUGGAGGACUUCAAGCAAAACCGUGUCUGCAUAUUGCUAUCGACGGAAGCAGCUGGAAUGGGCUGCGAUAUCAGCGACGUCAUACGUGUCGUCCAGUAUGGAUAUCCUGGCAGCAUCUCGGUGCUUUUUCAGCGGCUGGGAAGAGCAGGAAGAAACCCGGCACUGCAGGGGAUUAGCAUCUUUCUUGUUCCCUCACAGGCGCCCUCGCUGGUCGACCCGUUCCUUCGUGACUACGUGACCAUCUCCAGCUGUCGCCGCAGAUACGUCAACGAGUGCCUCCCCCUCGCUUGUCAUUUACCGAGAUAGGAGUUGAAUCGGACCAGGAAUCGUCAGGGCAGGCUGCUCCUUCUCUUUUACAGCCGAGGCCGAGACAGCUACCUAGCGCAAGGCCAGAACUCUACUUCAAGGUCCAGACGCCCCAGGGCUUUUUUAAUAAACAAAAAAAAUAAGAAUUUAUUUU